AUGAUCUUCUUAUUAUUACCACUUUUAGUAUUUUCACAGGAGUGUGUUCUCAGAGAUAUAAACUACUCAAAAUUAACUAAACCAAAAAAUGAUCCAUACCUUCUCUCUUAUCCACUUUACACUUUCAAUUUUAAUAUCUGUGGGCCAGUAGAUGAUGAUGGUAAUGUUGCAAUUGCUAUUGCUGAAGAUGUUACUUAUUCACUUGGUAAAUACUCAACUCAAGAACCAUUUACUGAUAAUAAUGGUAAUGGUUUUAAAUAUACUGGAGGGUCUAGAAGUAGAUCUGGAGAUUUGUGGAGUUCAUCCAUUUAUAUAAAGUGUGAUAAUACAGUGACAAAAGAUAUUAUCCAAGUUUCAACUGCUGAUUUUGAUAAGGCUUCUGUUAGUUUUGAAAUCAGAGGACCUUCUGCUUGUAUUGUUGAAGAAACCAAAAAGUCUCUUUCACCUGUUGCAAUUAUUUUUAUUAUUAUUGCUGUAAUUGUUUGUGUUAUUCUUAUCAUAUUUGGAUCAUGGUGUCUUGUUAACUUUAUUCUUGGAAAAAGAGGAGUUGCUGUUCUUCCAUUAUAUAGCAUUUUCCAUAAACAACAAGAUAAAUUCUCUAGUGAAAAAGCUAAUUUAAUUUAA
Entamoeba dispar SAW760 is the source of this 624-nucleotide messenger RNA. RefSeq lists its product as uncharacterized. Lineage: Eukaryota; Evosea; Mastigamoebida; Endamoebidae. The transcript has a single exon. Bases 1 to 624 code for a protein of 207 amino acids. The record is from RefSeq and is a predicted model, not a curated record.